AUGAAGCACGGGACGCUGGUCCUGCCCUCAGACCGAGCCAGAGAAUACCUAGACUGCCUGGGAAAGAACAUCGACAUACAGUUUAUCGAUAUGAACGAGAAGACGAUGAAGAGGCAGUACAAGAAGUAUAUCCAGAGGAUCGACGAUAUGGAGAGAAUUCUUCGUUUCCUGGAGGAGAAUAUAAAAAAAUUGCCAAAUGUAAAAAUCAAAAAAAGUAAAAUAGACUCUUUUCUCGAACACGAUAAUGUGUAUGAAUUGGAUCAAGUGGAGGAGUCACUAAACCGUUUGCAUGUGCAGUUUGUUCGUUUCUGCAAUAAUAAUAAGGACCUUGUUGAUGAGAGGAACAACGCUAUAGAGGAGAAGCACGUGAUACUGACCGCCAUGAAUCAGCUGAACCCAGAUGGGACAAAGAAUGGAAAUGUUGGAAGGAGACUGCAGGAGAGCUCUCUUCCCUACGACGAGGUGAAUGACGAGAGUGUGUCUCUACAGACCAAUAUGAUGAAGGACGGAAUGAACAUGAUGAUGUUUACGAACAUAUCUGGAGUAAUAAAGACGAAGGACCAAGAAAGUUUCAGCCGAACCAUUUUUAGGGCGCUCAGAGGAAACACAUACACAUACUUCCAGAGCAUCGACGAGAGUGCAAUUUCUUCCAAAGGGGGGGAAGCAGCAGGAGGAGCAGUCGACGGAGUGAAUGACGUCGAUGAGGGUAUCGGGGGAGGAGCACCACCAUCCUCCCGCAUACACAACGGAGGUAACGACGAUGAUGAUGUGGCGGAUGGAAGGAACGAUAUCGAAAACGACAAGGGAAAGACGAAUGAGCCGAAGAGUGUCUUCGUUGUGUAUUGCCAGGGAUCUUCCCAAAGCAACAUAUACCAUAAGAUUCUGAAAAUAUGCCAGGCAUACGAUGUGAAGACGUACGAUUGGCCGAAGACGUAUGAACAGGCAAGGCAAAGAUUGAACGAACUGAAAGAGAUCAUUACAGAUAAGGAGAAGGCAUUGAAGGCGUAUGAGGAGUACUUCAUAAAUGAGAUCUUCGUCCUGAUAAAUGUCGUUGAGCCGAACAAGAACAGCCUCAUAGAAGAGUGGAAACUGUUUUGCAAAAAGGAGAGAUACAUAUAUAAUAGCUUGAACUGUUUCGAAGGAAGUGACAUCACGUUGCGAUGUGAUUGCUGGUUCAGUGCAAAUGAUGAGGAGAAAAUUCGACACAUGCUGAUUACCAAGUCGUCGAACGAUUUGGUCUCCGCCUUGUUGUUGUCCGAUAAGGUCCUCACUCCAAACAUCUCCCCCCCGACGUAUAUUAAGACGAACAAGUUUACCAAAUCGUACCAAUCGAUGGUAGAUACGUACGGCAUCCCCCGUUAUGGAGAAAUCAAUCCAGCCAUUUCGACGAUCAUCACUUUUCCAUUUCUAUUUGGAAUAAUGUACGGCGAUGUAGGACACGGAGUAUGUAUCUUCCUCUUUGCUCUUUUUCUAAUCCUCAUAAACAGUCGCAUGAAGAAUAAAAAUCAAAACGAGAUGGUUAGUAUGUUGAUGGAUGGAAGGUAUAUGCUGCUUCUUAUGGGCUUCUUCGCCAUCUACGCCGGCUUCCUCUAUAAUGACUUCUUCUCCAUGCCGCUCAAUUUGUUCACCUCCAUGUUUGAAGUGGAUAAACAGGUCGACUCCGUCGUUUACUACAAGAGGAGAAAAGUGAUGAAUGAAGCGACAGGCCAAAUGGAAGAUGCAGAUCCGUACCUCUUCGGUUUCGACGCAAAGUGGCUAGGGGCAGAAAAUGAACUUACCUAUAUUAACUCAUUUAAAAUGAAAUUUUCCAUCAUCAUCGGAUUUUUACAUAUGACGUUUGGAGUGAUAAUGAAAGGAUUGAAUGCAUUACAUUAUCGGAGGAACAUGGAUUUCUUUUUCGAAUUCUUACCUCAGCUGAUGAUGAUGCUCUCUAUUAUUGGGUACUUAGUCUUCCUAAUCAUAUACAAAUGGGUGACCCCCAUAGGUUACGGAGGGUACCAGAAGCAGGGCAUCAUAAACACCGUUAUUAAUAUGUAUUUGAUGAAAGACUUAACAGCGGAGAAUCAGUUUUACGCUCAUCAGGGGUUGGUGCAGACCUUCCUGAUUGCCAUCUUCGUUCUGUGCAUCCCGCUUAUGUUCGUGUGUAAGCCCGCCAUUCGAACGUACCACAUUAUGAAGGAGAAGAGAUUCCGGGGGGGCAUAUCAAGAGGGGGCAGCUACAGGGGAAGCGGCUACGGGGUAGGGAGUUACUCUAACCACGAGGAGAAGGAGAUGACACACACGUUUAACCACCUGGUGAGUGGAGAGGCAAGCGGGGGGAACUCCUCCAAUAUGGGGAACUCCACUGCUUCCCCUCCCACCCUGCACAAGCGAAGCCCCAACUUGGCCUUCCCCAACAACCGCGAAGAGGACUACCUCUCCCCCAGGAGGAGAAACAAGCCAACGGACGACGAGAUGGAGGCCCACCUCCUUAGCCCUUCAUCCCCCAAUGACCCCGACGGCCUGAUGGAGUCCUUCGGAGCGGGCUCCGUGGGAACUGCCCAUCACGAAGAGAACAUCUCAGAAAUAUGGAUCGAGCAGCUAAUCGAGACGAUCGAAUUCAUUUUGGGUCUAAUCAGCAACACGGCUUCGUACCUGCGACUAUGGGCCCUGUCCCUAGCGCACCAGCAGCUGUCAUUCGUCUUUUUCGAGCAAACUAUCUUGAACUCACUCAAGAAAGAUAGCUUCAUGUCCGUUCUUAUUAAUCUAAUCGUCUUUUCGCAGCUCUUCUCCAUCCUCACCAUCGCUGUCAUCCUCUGCAUGGACACGCUGGAGUGCUUCCUCCACUCGCUGCGGCUGCAGUGGGUCGAAUUCCAGAACAAGUUUUACAAGGGCGACGGCAUUCCCUUCCGCCCCUUCAACAUUAAGAAGCUGCUCUCGGAGGGUGACUAA
Messenger RNA from Plasmodium inui San Antonio 1, 2931 nucleotides. RefSeq names its product V-type H+-transporting ATPase subunit I. Gene Ontology annotation, cellular component: vacuolar proton-transporting V-type ATPase, V0 domain; vacuolar proton-transporting V-type ATPase complex. The transcript has a single exon. Lineage: Eukaryota; Apicomplexa; Aconoidasida; Haemosporida; Plasmodiidae. Bases 1 to 2931 code for a protein of 976 amino acids. Gene Ontology annotation, biological process: vacuolar acidification; proton transmembrane transport. The record is from RefSeq and is a predicted model, not a curated record. Gene Ontology annotation, molecular function: proton-transporting ATPase activity, rotational mechanism; ATPase binding.